CUACCGCGAAACUUCUUAUAGUCCGCACACUAUAAACUAUAGUCCUAUAAUAUAGUCUGCACUAAGUGAUACACAUCAGUACUAAAUACAGUAUUCCGACAAAUCUUUUCACUAAACAGAGUACAGCAGAGAACUAAACACAGUAUUAGAACAAAUCUUUUCACUAAACAGAGUACAGCUGAGAACUAAACGCAGUAUUGGAAUAAAUCUUUUUACUAAACAGAGAACUGAACACAGUAUUAGAAGAAAUCUUCUCACUAAAUAGAGCACAGUUUAGUACUUAACACAGUAUUUCAACCGAUUCAUUUUUAAUUCCCCAAACAAUAAUUUUACUUCAAUUAUCCUACAGUUCAUCGCAGAAAUUCAUCUUUGAAUCCUCCUAAACAACGAUACAGAGUUCUAAAAAACCAUAGUUCGACAUCAUAAACUGAAGUAUAUCCAAUCUCUAGUCUGUUGAAUUCAGCGUUUACUCGUCAACGUAUACACAGUGUUUAAGUUUUUCUCCGAGUUUUUGUGUGAGUUUCCUCACUAAAUUUUCUCUCCUUUGUUACAUGAAGAUAAUUUUUCCGGUCAUAUUCAGAAGAGUGAACCAAGUGUAACUGACUAUCCUUGUCUACUUUCGCUGCAAAAAGAAUGACACCCUCAAAUGGAUUCGUCAAGGAUCUUUAGAUCAUCAAUACUAGCGAAGCGGCGAGUCUAGUACAAAACAAAUUGGUGCGUGAAAUACAAUCAAUUUCAUCUGGUAAACAAAAUAUCAUAAUAGCCAACCGGAAACCGAUUGGCUAACUAGAUAGCAAUAAAUCGAGGUGUUAAAACAAUCAACGAUGAAACCCAGAAGGCCAUUGCCGGCGUCCUACUGUGCACAGGAAUGCUCCUCGCUCAACAACAACAACAGACAGGAAUGUUCCUCGAACAACAACAGACAGGAAUGCUCUCCGAACAACAAUUACGGACAGGAAUGCUCUCCGAGCAACAACAACAAUGAUCUGUCGAGUAGUGAUAGAAACAACACCACAAGUUCGUUAGAGAGUAAUAAUAAUAAUAUAGACAGUGAUAAGGUGCCUUUACAAGUGGCGGAAUCAGCUGAUUGUGUGGCAAGGUCAAGUGGGGGUCAUCGGCGAUCAGCUGAUUCGGUAGCAGACGACGCUAGGCGGGUGUCAAGGUCAUCUCAUCGCAAGGUCAGCCUACUAGAAGAGGAGGGAGGAACGCUUGCUCUACCCUUGUCCAAUUCGUCACUGGAUGUCGGCCAUUAUAAGGGUUACCUGAAACUGAGUCUAUGUGGGUUUGCACUAAUGGCUUUAUCCUAUGCUUUAAAUGUGAUCAACCCUAUCGAGGUAGUUAAAAGUAAGUUAAUGAAAAUGGAAGAAGGUUCGUUUGCGUUUGGUUUAUGGAAGAACCCACCUGUGAAGGUGUACGUGGGAGUCUAUCUGUUCAACAUCACAAACGGAGAGAGAUUCGUGUCCGGAGAAGAUAAGAGGCUCAGGGUAGAAGAGAUCGGCCCUUAUGUUUAUAGUGAAAAAUUGGAGAAUACUAACGUGGUUUUCAACGAGAACCGAACGAUCUCAUUCAUGCCUCAGCGCACUCUGGUGUUUGAACCCUCCAUGUCAUCUGGCGACCCCAGCAAGGAUCUCGUCAAUGUGGUCAACAUUCCACUACUGGGUAUCUCGUCAAUGCUGCACAAUUCUUCAAUGGCCUUCAACCUGGCGCUAAGUAUGCUUGUGAGACAUCUCUCAUCUCAGCCCUUCAAGCUGCUCCCGGUCGAUGAUUUCCUGUGGGGGUACGAUGAUCCACUCAUCAAGCUCGCCAGUACCUUUCUACCCAGUUGGAUUCCGUUCCCCAAGUUCGGUCUUCUGGAAAGGAUUCUGGAUGAAGGCAACAACACGGUGACAAUGCAUUUGCCACAGGGAGCUGACAAAAAGUCAAAACAGCCAUUUUUUAUCGACCAAUUCAACGGUCUUCCAGCCAUUAAGCAAUGGGGAUAUGACCCAGAAGAGGAGAAUCGCACAAAAUGCAACGACCUCCAGGGUACCCUUGAAGGAGUUCUGUUCCCGCGUCACCUGGAUCCCAGCCAGUCAUUCCAUCUCUACCGUAAGGCGUUUUGUCGUACGCUGCCCAUCCACUUUGACCGCAAAGCGCUCUCGGACCGCGGCAUCCCGAUCUACGUCUACAAAAUGGCCGACAACGCUUUCGACUCCCCAGACCGCAACAAGGAUAAUGCCUGUUAUUGUGAUCAGAAGGCUAACACCUGUCUGCCCUCUGGACUGUCCGAUAUAUCACCCUGCUAUUUCCGCAUACCAGUAGCUCUAUCAAGACCUCACUUCCUUCUCUCUGAUCCCAAACUACUGGAAGACAUCGAAGGGCUUCAUCCUGAUGAGGAGAAACAUUCAACGCACUUUGGAAUUCAACCUGACGUUGGUGUCCCAAUCUAUGUGAAGACCAGUAUCCAGAUAAAUCUGGUUGUCAGGAAGACAAGAUUCAACUACAAGAUCAGUCCAUUCAACAACAAAAUCAUUCCUAUUUUCUGGCUCCAAGUUAUGAUGCCAAAACUCCCAGACCACGUCAACUUCCUGAUGGACCUGUGUUUCAUCUACGGGCCCAUCCUGCAGACCACGGCCAUCUCGAUCGUGUUCCUGGUGGGAUUCGCGCUGCUAGUACUGGCCACUAUGGGAUAUGUUCGCAUCGGCUGGCUCAUAAACAGGACCACUAUUAGCAGCAAGAACAAGCGGGCAGUAGUGGCCGGCAUGCUCAAGCCAGUGACCGCCAGUUGGGCUAAUGCCUCCCAGGCACCUAUCAAGUAUUCUCAGGUGCAAGUGGUAUCUAUGGCCAAUACUAGGGUGCUGGAGCGGGGUCGGUGAAUAAUUCAUUGAUUCAUCUGUCAGUCGGUGAAUAAUGAAUUAAUUCAUUUAUCUGUCUUUGAAUCAACUAGUAUAUUAGUCAUGUUCCUGAUGAGGGAAUUCUGCUCAGUAAAUAAAUAUUGUUACUAAUUUUCAAAAAUGUAUGAAUUCAGGGCUACUUUCCAAAAUUGUAUUUAUAAAAUAGAAUUAUAGUACCCUUUAUAAUUAAUAAAAUACUAAAACAAGAAUACAAAUUGUAACGUAACUACUAGUUUAGGUGAUCACACCAUCGUCAGCAGGUUAAAAAAAAGCUUAUCUAUCAAGUAUUCUAUAAGUAAAGUGGAACUCCCCCUACACACAGAUGGAUAGUCUAGUAGGGGGAUUCCAAAAUAUGUUGUUAUUGUAUUUCUUAUUCGUGUAUUUUUUUUGGAAAUAAACUGAAUUGAAUUGAAUUGAAUUCACAGGUGCAGGUUUUCUAUAACCUAACGAUGGUGUGAUUACCUAAACUAGUAAUUUACGUUACAAUUUGUAUUCUUGUUUUAUUAUUUUAUUAAUUAUUGAGGAUACUAUAAUUCUAUUUUGGAAAUAUAAUUUUAUUGCCGUAAAAACAAAUAUUCAUGGACAACGUCAGAAAUUAUAGUUUAGCAAACAUGGUCAAUUUAUGUAGCAUGAAGAAUUAGAUUAGAAAGAGAAAAUUCACAAAAUUUGGAAAAUAACUAAAUCACAUUUUAAAAGAUAAUAAUAAAGAUGUAUUUUCAUGAAAUUAGGUAUGAGAUGGUGAACGAGUGAAUAAUGAAUUUUUUAUUCAUCCGUCAGUCGGUGAAUGAGUGAAUUUAUUCAUUCUCUCAUCCCUCAUCGAGCAUGUCACGCACUAUAGUGAGGUCCACGUUAUAAUGGCAGUGUUUGAUUAGCAAUGGUAUUGCUAUCCUUGUCUAUCAUUCAACAAAGCGGAUAGCGCUAUCUCUUUCUCGCUUUACUCUGUUGCGCCAGAUAAUAAUAGAUUAACAAAAUAUUUCAUCUUAAUUAUGAAAAUUCAUUAUGAAAUUAUUGAAAAGUAUAAUUUCUUGUUCAAUGAAAUGUAAUGUCUUUUUAUCUCGUUAGUUUUAUAGUGAGAUCCACGUUGUAAUGGCAGUGUUUGAUUAGCAAUGGUAUUGCUAUCUUUGUCUAUCAUUCAACAAAGCUGAUAGCGCUAUCUCUUUCUCGCUUUGCUCUGUUGCGCCAGAUCGUCUCCUAACAAUGUAGAAUUAAUAAUUGAUCAACAAAAUAUUUCAUCUUAAUUAUGAAAAUCCAUUUUGAAAUUAUUGAAAAGUAUAAUUUCAUGCUUAAUAAAAUGUAAUUGAUUAUUUUAAACGAGAAUGAACAGUUAAUAUUAUAAUAUUACAUCAACAAACCUGUAUCAGCUACAUAAAAUAUAAUUUCUUGCUUAAUAAAAUAUAAUUGAUUAUUUUAAAUGAGAAUGAACCGUUAAUAUUUCAUCAAUGAACCUGUAUCAGCUACCGUCUAUAGAAGGCAUUGACAAGACAUAGGUUCGGCAACGUUGUUCUGCUAUCUUUCUUCACUGCCAUUAUAACGUGCACCUCACAUUAGUAUUAUAGUCUUGAUGAGGAAAUCAUGCUCAGUAGCCUACCGUAGAAGAAAAUUCAAAAAUCUGGAAAAUAACUGAAUGAAAAUAAUAUUUAUACAAUUAGGAGGCGAUAAAUGCAAUGGCCAUGCAAUAAACCCAAUCCGGCCAUUAAUACAUAAUAGAUAAUGAUGUGAUAGAACUAUAUAUUAUAGAACUUGCUACAUUUAUCUCAUUUAAAAGUGUUAUAUUUAUCAUUAAAUCAUAUAUCCAAUUGAUUAAGUUUGUAGAGUAAGAAUUGAUGUUGUGGAACAUUUCCAUAAUAUUGAAGAGACUUAAAAUGUUGUCAAAAAGUCCACUCCAUGAUGUGUGAGCACACACGAAAGCAUGCUCCGUGAAAUAAUAUUUAUUAUAUUAAAAUGAAAUGGAUUUUUUACAAUAUUUCAAGUCUCUUCAAUCAUAUAUCUAAGUUCCAGUUAUAGUUUAUACAUUGUAGGUACUUAAAUCUAUCAACACUUAAUUUUUAGCUACAUUUUUAAAUGUGAAAAGGGAAUUUAUUCGACAAUAAAAUAUUCUCAAAGCUUUAAUAAUGAGCUCUUAUGACAUAUUAUAUAAUUAAAUGAGACUGAUUGGUAUUUUAUUAAUAUAAUCAUUUAUAUUUAGCAUAAGUUUAAUUUUACUGGCUCUAUUUUUCAAAAUAUAUUAUUCCUUACUAUAUAGCAGCACCUCUAGAGAAGCUAAGAUUGCACUUAUAAUCAUUAUGUAUUUAUAGUAUUUUUGUAGUUCAGUUGAAAAUUGUAUAUUUAUUUAAUAUCUGUGGUUCUAGAUAGUUUAGUUGUGUGAUGAAUUUGUUUGUUUUCAUAAAUAAUAUAAUUUGCCAUAAUUAGCUUUUAAUCAACUUCCGGAGAUUAGAAUCCAGAAGUGGUGAAUGGACCUCUUAAAUAUAAUGUUAUUGAUACAAAUAAUAAUUAGAAAAAAGUAAUUCCUUAGAUAUACAUAUUGAACUAGAUUAUUGAGAAUAUUGGAGUAAUUUCAAUUAAUGUGACUACUUAAUUAGGAUUUGUAUAUUGUAAAGGCCUAGCUUACAUAUGCCGUACUCCAAUUAAUACAUAUACUGAAAAAUUUGAAUAUAAUAUUGAUGAUCAUUUUUAUGGGUUUCUUUAUACUAUCCAUAAACUUUUGGGAGAAUAGAACGUUUUUGCUCAUUAACAUAUAUUUCAUAAAUUUGUGUAAAUGUAUUUCUUUCAUAGAUUGAAUAGUGUACACUAAAUAUUGUAUUAUUCAAGAUAGAAGCUCAUUUUUCUUCAUAAUUAAUAGAAUUUUCAGAAAUUAAUUAUUACAGUUGAAAUGACAAAGUCGGGAGGUGGACUUAUUCAAGAAAUAAAUAAUAAAUUGCUCAAUAAACAAUUAAUGCAAUAGUUAAUUUAAUUCUCAAGACGUGUACCAUCGAUUUUCACAUAAUUUAUUAGAUUCUAAGUGACUUAACUAUACAAUUCAUUCCUCAUUAUAAAUAGACAUUCCAGUAUUAGCAUUAUUUCUUAUUGUUAAUAUAUUAUUUAUAAUAUUAAAUUUGUGAAUUCAAUACCCUGUGGGUUUUAUUGGGUUUAAAUACUUGAUAAUUGUGAAUUCGGAUCAAUAUUUAUGUACAUAGAAUCUAAGAGUAUUUAUGUGAACAAGAUUAGUUGAGAAUAAAAGAUUAAAAAUUGGAAAUUGUGUCAAUUUAUUUCUACUGGUUUGAGAAAAAUCAUUAAUUUUCUGACUUGACGAGCUGGAGAUAUGAUUUCAUAAAAGCUUUCAUAUUCUUGUUGAAUUUUCUAUUAUAUAUAUAUAAUCAGGAGAAUUUUCAACAGUUUCCUGUUUCAAUUUAUCCUUCUCUCUCUUUCGAGUAGAAGAGUAAAAGUGCUCUAAAAAAUCUAUACUGUAAUUUAUUUACAGUUAAUUCCACAGACUUCAAAAUAUCCUUUUAAAUAUAAUAUGGAUGCUUAAAAUUCAACCAAUGCUUAGUGCUUAGAGUAUUUAUGUGAACAAG
Molecule: messenger RNA, 6424 nt
Organism: Nilaparvata lugens (brown planthopper)
Lineage: Eukaryota; Metazoa; Arthropoda; Insecta; Hemiptera; Delphacidae
Product: scavenger receptor class B member 1
Exons: 11
Coding region: 825-2855 (676 amino acids)
Cellular component (GO): membrane; cytoplasm
Molecular function (GO): scavenger receptor activity
Source: RefSeq, a predicted model, not a curated record